Messenger RNA from Amyelois transitella, 3487 nucleotides. Its product is annotated as zinc finger CCCH domain-containing protein 10. Gene Ontology annotation, molecular function: metal ion binding. Lineage: Eukaryota; Metazoa; Arthropoda; Insecta; Lepidoptera; Pyralidae. The record is from RefSeq and is a predicted model, not a curated record. The coding region runs from base 579 to 2105 and encodes 508 amino acids. The transcript has a single exon.
UCCACCCAAAGGUUGACUAGAAGAGAUUGCACUAGCGAGUCCGAGUCUCUGCCUGUUUUACUCUUAUGGUGCAAUAAUGAGUUUUAUCUAUCUAUCUUAAUUUAAUUAGAUUUAUAAUAAGUCAUAUUCGCAGUUCUCAAUAUUUUUAUAAUUAUUCCAUCUUUUAAAAUUAAUAACAUUAUUUUUUGAAUAAUUAUGAAACAGGCGCUCACUCGUACGUCAUUGUCAUUUUUGUUUGAUGUUGGUACUCUUUUCUUUUUUUUUUUGUACUUUACCAUACCUGUCAAAAUUAAGGUCGAAGUCGAAAUCGUAGCUUUUGUAUUUGUACCAUUUCCUUGAAAAGAACAGAACAAAAUUGUUCAAUUAUUUUGUUUUAAUUUGUUUAUUCAAUCAAUUCCAUUUUUGUUAUUAUUACCUUACCUAUACUUGGCAUUAUAAAUGUGAAUAAUUGGCAGCAACUUGAAUAUGUUUUGAUGUUACAUGUACAUCGAAUAACACCAAACAAAUAUUACUUGUAAUGAAGUUUAAACCGGUUUUCCUCUUUCCCGUAUAACAUACCCACCUGGAUUCAUUUAAUCAUGAUUGGUAAAGGGCUAGAAAAAACAAUGCCCGAUGAUGGAGAUAAGUUGAUGUCUACAGGCAACAAUUUUUGUAGAGAUUAUGUUCGUGGUUGUUGCAGUCGUGACAAUUGUAGAUUCUUACAUGAAAUCCCACCUAAAACCUGUUUAAAAGAAUUGUUUCGCUUUUGUCAUGAUUUCCAGAACAAGGGUUGCUUUAGGAACAAUUGUAAAUUCAUACACAGUACUGUGGAAGAUGAGGAAAAAUUCUAUUCAACAGGGAUCUUCCCUCGAGAAAUCCGUAACACACCUGUGUGUAAAUCGUACCUGCGAGGUUCGUGCUCUAAUCACGAGUGCCUUUUGAUGCAUCCACCAGAUAUGGUUGGAAAUGAAUCAAUACCUAUGCAUGUCGCACUACCGCCACCUAACUUCAGCAGGCCUCCACCACCUAUUAGGGAUGAUGAUUCUCCUCCAGAGGCAAAAUUAAGAAGAUAUGCUUAUGAAGACAAUUUUGACCAGCAAGUGUUGAAUGCAACAAAUUUGUGUGCUAAUUGUGAAAAUUUAGAUCAUAAGGUGAAGUUACUACAUGAUAAUAUUAGUGUGUUACUGAAGAAGGUUGCAGAUUUGACUGAAAAAAAUGUGCAAUUGACAUCAAUGAAUGAAUUUCUGCUAGAACAGACUGCAUCUGUAAGGAGUGAACCAUCAGCAUGUGUUAUUACUUCACGUCAUGGCACUUCUGCUCCAGUCUCAUUAGCCACAGUCAGUGUUACACCUGUAGUUAGCCUGGCAGGAGCUCUGCCAACAUUAGUUCCUGCUGCAGCUACCCCUAAUUUAGCUCUAGGCCCUGCAGCAUCUCGAGCGCAGCUGUUGACACCUGCCCCACAAUUACUCACAGUGAGUACUACACAGCAACUUGUUGGUAAUUCUGGUGCUCUGAUAGUUACAAGUGCUGGUGCACAACAAUUAAUGCAAGUCAGUGAUUCUGGCACAUUGAUGGGCGGAGGACAGACAGUUGUGGCAGUGCCAGCUCAGUUGACAUUAGCUCCACCAGCCCAACAGUUAAUGAGCAAUGCUUCUCAGACUGCAGUACAGCAGCUGGUUCAACAGUCUGCAUUGCAGCCUCAGGUGGUGUCACAACACCAGGCUACUCAAUAUGCAGCUCAACAGUCUGUGCAACAUUUGGCAGCAGCCCAGCAGUCCGCACAGCACUUGGCAGCGCACCAAUCAGCUCAACGUUUAGUAGCCCAGCAGUCUGCACAGCACUUGGCUGCACAACAGUCGGCACAACUGGCAGCCCAGCAAUCUGCGCAACAACACUUGGCUGCACAGCAGUCAGCACAGCAAAUGGUAGCCCAACAAUCGGCUCAGCAGCUUGCAGCUCAGCAAUCUGCCCAGCAGCAACUAGUUCCCUCAGCCCAGCACCUGGUGCAUCAGACCUCUACCCAGCAGAUUACCAUCUCAAGCACUAGUCAACCAAUGGCACUGCCUAAUUCACAAGCUCAGCCAAUAACAUUUCCGAUAAUUUCACAAAGCAUUCUCCCACAUUAAUAUUAUAAGAAUGCCAGUCUGGCUAACUACCAAAUUGAACAUGAAUGAACAUAAUUUUUGUAAUAUGUACACUCAUGGUAACCCUAGAUUGGGGGCUGAUUGCCAUUCACACAGGGAAAAGUGUACAGAUUGAGCUAGCCCCAAGAUAAGUUUGAAGUUGAAGGGGUACUCCAAACAAAUUAAGGAUCAUACUUCAAUAGUUACCUAAAUUUACUGAUUUGAUUCAAAUCUAUACACAAACUUCAAAAGGUAUUGUUUAUUGUUGCAUAGUAAAUUUUUGCAUGUAAUAAGACUAGCUGCUGAAAUAGAUAUACUAUAGUACCUAUAAAAUUGUUAAGGCUUGUCAAUGGCAUGUCUAUCGACUUAAUUAUAAAUAAUUAAGAAAUAGUGAGGUACUAGAUGAAUGACAGUAUUUUUGUUUUUUUAAGUAUAGGUAGGUUCGUAAUUGUAAAAUGUUAUAUUAAGAAAUGGUCUCAUUAUCUCUUCUUCCUGUAACUACUUCACAAGUUUCAGAAUUUUAUUGUAAGUGAAUGGACUAUUGUAUAUUGAUUUUAGUGUAAUACAAUCAGUUGAAAUGUUUGUUUUUAGCUACGAUGUUAUUUUUGCCAAUGCAAUGUGACUUUCAUCUCAUCAAGUGAUAUUGAUAUACCUUAUUAUACAUAUUACCUAUUGAUUAACAGGAACCGUAAUUUAUUUUUAAUAUUAAAAGCAAAAUUCAGAAGAUUAAGGUAUUUUAUUUUACAAUAAAUAUUAUCUAUAAAUUAUUCUGCAAUAGUGUUUGAUCCGCAUUAUUCUCAUUGUUUGUAUAACAGUAAUUCUUUUUGUACUUAAUAAGCUUACCAUGGACUCCCAAUAUAAAAUCACCCGUUUUAUCAAAGGCGAUCGCCGUAACCUUCCCAGGAGUAUUCGUUACUAACUUUAGUAUUACAUCAUUUAUGUGGAUGUAAGUUAAAUUUUCGCUUGCAAUGAAUACUUUGUCCUCGUGAAAAGAUAUCUGAGCUAUACCGUUGUAGGAAAUAUUCCCCAUACAAUUGGGUUCUUUUGUAUCAGCUUUAAGAAUACACAAUUUGUCAUUUUUUAUGAAAUAUAAAUUAUUUUUGUCGUCGAUAGUCAUUCCAUUCAAAGCAUCCAGAUUCUUGUAAUGAACUUUUUUCUCUCCAUCAAGGCGAUAUAGCUCGUCGACGCCGUUGUUACUCUCUGUAAUGUACCUUUUACCAUCUUUGUCCACAAAAAUCAUACUCAGUUUGAAAUAAACGGUCGAAAGAGGACUAGCAGUGUGGCUUUCAUAAUCAUAUGUAUAAAUUCCUUUGGCUGUGCCAAAGAAAACCUUCGUGUUUUUCUUAUCUACGGCGAUAGAAUAGCUAAGACUUUCUGGCAAACCU